CAGUUGUCAGACGUCAGGUCAGGGCUAGCUAUGUCGGUCGGUAGAGUAGCAUAUCAUAGUUAAGUUAGCCAGGGAGCCCCCCCUCCCCCCUUCCCCGCGAAUUCCAUCGACGCGAUCACCAACAGUGUUCAACACCUCCCCGUCAGCGCGAAUAGUUACCCAGGCAGUCGCAGUAUACCUACGCCCUUUCCUCACGCCGAGCCACGCUGCCACACACCACACGCCAUUCAAUGAACUCCUCCGGCUUCGGAUCCGACCGUGAGCACGCUCACGCGCCGGGGGGAGAGGACGAGGAGGGGGAGGAGGGGUACGAGAUGCGGCCGCUGCAGUCGCGGGGCGCCGAGGGCGAGGGCGAAGAGCUUUUGGGCGGGAAGACUCAGGACGACGAGGGCGACGACGACGACGAUGAUGCAGGCGAUUACUCCGGCGGCGAUGAAGUGCUAUAUGCCAUCGACGAGGGGCCGGAUGGUCACGAGCCCCCGCUGAGGAGCCCUAGGAGGAGGAUGCGCAGGAGGGAGUUUUUGUAUACGCGGGCGGAAGAGAGGGCCGUCGUCAGGAAGCUCGAUAAGUAUCUUGUCGGCGGGCUGGCCGUGCUGUAUAUGCUCAGUUUUUUGGAUCGAAGUAAUAUCGGCAAUGCGAGGAUAGCUGGCAUGAAGGAAGAUCUCGAUCUGAGCGGCGACAGGUAUGAAUGGCUACUGUCAGCGUUCUAUGUAACCUACAUCCUCUUCCAAUGGUGUACGCUGCUGUGGAAAGUGUUUCCGGCGCAUAAAUAUGUCGCCUGUUGUGUGGUGGGGUGGGGUCUGGUAGCUUCAUUGCAAGCUUUGGCGGUCAAUUGGUUCUCCCUCGUUGUGUUGAGGGCAGCGCUUGGAAUCUUUGAAGCAGCUUUUGGUCCUGGUGUGCCGUUCUACCUUAGUCUUUUCUAUCGGAGGGAAGAGCUUGCACUCCGAACAGGCCUGUUCAUUUCGGCUGCUCCAUUGGCUACAGCGUAUGCUGGGUUUCUAGCCUAUGCAAUCACGUCGAUACCGUCAUCGAUAGCUCCGUGGCGCCUUCUCUUUCUGCUCGAAGGGUUUCCGUCACUCGUUGCCGGUAUUUGUGCGUAUUACUUCAUCCCGGACUCACCCGCCGAUGCUGGUUUCCUCCGUCGAGAUCAGAAGAAGAUUGCACGCCGAAGACUGCUCGUGGUCCGUGAUGACGAGGAGGAUACGGGCACUGUGAUAGCGACCGAGGAGAGGCGUGGGCUGAGGUGGAAAGAGGUCUGGAGAGCUUUCAGAGAUCCGGGGAAUUGGAUCACGGCUCUCAUCUUCUUCUUUGCGAACGUCUCAUUUGCGUCUCUUCCCGUGUUCCUCCCUACCAUCAUCAACGAGAUGGACCUUGGAGUCAAUACCGUCUCUCCGGCCCAAGCCCAAGCACUUUCAAUCCCACCUUACAUCUUUGGCCUUUGUGUCAUACUCCUCACAACAUAUCUCUCGGACCGAUUCCGCUCCCGCUCCGUUCCGCUAAUCAUCCUCUGCAUCACCAGCAUUUCCGGCUACCUACUCCUGGUGCUUUCCGGACUACUCCAUAAGAGCCUCACCAAGCUCGCCUCAGACGUAGCCGAUAUCGAAUCCCCCGGCGCAUGGUGGGAAGAGAAGAUUCCCACCUCGAAAUUCCUCGCCACCCACAGCUCUACCGUAGUCAUGAGCUAUGUCGGCAUCAUGCUUGCCGCCGGUACCAUUUUCGCCAUUAUCUCCCUCGUCAUCACCUGGAACGGAAACAACUCAGAAACCGAGAGCAGCCGAGGAGCGGGGAUGGCGAUUCUGCAGGGGCUGGGACAGUGUGGUCCGCUGCUGGGGACAAGGCUGUAUCCCGCCGACCAGGGGCCUGAGUACAUCAGUGGCAGCUUGACGUGUGCUGGGUGCAUGCUCGUCGUGUGCUGUCUUGUAGGAUUACAGCGGUGGAGGCUGGGCAGGGAGAAUAGACGGAGAGAGGCGCUGGACUCCAGGGAGGCAGCGAUGGAAGGGGACGGUACACGGAGGAGAGUUAGGCGAUUCCUUUAUAUGCUUUAAUUCGGUGUGCUUUUGCAGGUUUGCUUCUAGCUGCGGCAUCUACAUACAUAAGAUGCGGAUUUGAUUUCGCGGAGAAUAGAUACCAUCUGAUUUUGUCAUCCAUUCUGAUGAUGCCCAUUACCUCAUCGAUCUGAUCGAGCGAUAUCCAAGUUCAAAUGAUGAUUUA
Tricharina praecox is the source of this 2211-nucleotide messenger RNA. RefSeq names its product major facilitator superfamily domain-containing protein. The transcript has 8 exons. The record is from RefSeq and is a predicted model, not a curated record. Gene Ontology annotation, molecular function: transmembrane transporter activity. NCBI's taxonomy places the organism in Eukaryota, Fungi, Ascomycota, Pezizomycetes, Pezizales, Pyronemataceae. Gene Ontology annotation, biological process: transmembrane transport. Gene Ontology annotation, cellular component: membrane. Bases 231 to 2045 code for a protein of 604 amino acids.